Messenger RNA from Hydatigera taeniaeformis, 2427 nucleotides. The record is from the annotation of a GenBank genome assembly. Lineage: Eukaryota; Metazoa; Platyhelminthes; Cestoda; Cyclophyllidea; Taeniidae.
CAUGAAAUGGCCUCAUUUACCAACAAAAGGAAUAUGCUGUUUGAGCGGCGGAAGUAUAUUUCAUCACUAUCGGCCAAGGAAAAGGUGCCUAGAGUCAUGCCCUACAUUCCCUGUCAGCACUUGGAUUGUAAGUGUGCAAGCUGGAAACCCUGUGACAACGCUGACGAUGCUUAUCGUUGUGCACUCUGCGGUCACCACCACUGCAGUGGCAGCAGUUCUGAGUUUUCCAACUGGAUUGAGGAUCUUGCGGUGCAGAUGGUUGAGGAUCUGGAAACACUCUUUCUGCUUUGUUUCAAUGAGGAAGAUCUGGAGACUCGUCAGUUGUACUUCUGUAUGCUCAAACGCCUGAGAAAGGCUUUAGCCAAUAGGACGCAUCCCCAGGUGGAUGACCUACCUCCCUUUGAACGUCCUAGUAUUUCUACAGCAGUGCGUAAUCUCAUUAUCCGAAAACUAUCUAUCACUCCUAGCGAUGCCUUCAUCUACAUAGAUGCCGGUCGCUUAGUUCUCACCUACCUCAACGGCCACCGAUUGCAGGUGCCAAAGCAUCGUAAGCAGAAGAAUGAGAAUCUCACCGGAUAUAAGCUGAUUUACAUGCGGUGGAUGUGCCAUUGUUACAUUCCUCUCUUUUGUACUACAUUUCCAUACUUUGAACCCACUGCCGCCUUCGGUAAAAACUUCUUUCUCGCCCUCCUUCCAGAACUAAAGUCGGGUCUAUUAGAGAAAGUACGCGAGGAGAAGGCUAAACUGCAGUCGGAGCUCUCUACCUUUAUUUCAGAGUUAGAGUGUGAGGCACGUCUCCCGAAUUCACCUAUUUGGGACCCAUUUUUCAGACCGUUUUCAGCCUCUGGGAAGCUAGAAGAAUCGGGAAUCCUUUCUAACCCCACUGCUGUCUUUGUUGACUGCAAAGUGGCCAAUGCAGAUGCGGGUGAGGAAGGGGAAGAUGAAGCGUCUCAGGACGUCACGUUGAAAGUGGAAAAAGAGCCUAUGGAGGUGGAAGAUUGCCUUCCUGCCACUCCAAAACGCAGAUCUAGUUUGAGAAUAAAAAACCAGGCUUUGGUUGAAAACUCCCUCUAUCCAACGAGAAGCGCUACAAAAAUGCUUAACACAUCUCUGUUUGGUCUUCGCCGACCCAUCGAGUGCGACUCUACUGCGGCUAGUGGAACAUCCACUCCUUUGGCCAAACGAAUGCGUUGUCAGUCUUCCCCCUCAUUCCCUGUCGCAGGAGAAAUAAAUCCACGAGAGUUGGAAGAGGUGGUAAAGGAGCUGGAAGCAGAGCAAAGUCUUGGGCGGAAUCUACUCCCCUCUCCAACUUUACGCUCGUUCCUGGCGACUCGCGACGCAGCCGCGCGAAGGGAAGAAUCUGCUGGUACCAUUGAGUUCCACGUAGUGAGCAAUAGUCUAAGUCAACAGCAGGAGCCCUCCACGUACAUUUGGCUUCUGGAACUUCUCAAUGUCUUUGCCAUUCAACUACCUCGCAUGCCUAAGGAGUACAUAACCCGUCUCGUCUUUGAUCCAAAGCACAAAAAUCAAGUUUUGUUGAAGGUUUCGGAGAAUGGGGACCGUCAUGCAAUUGGUGGAAUUACCUUCCGAAUGUUCCCUUCCCAGGGCUUCUCCGAGAUUGUCUUUUGUGCCGUUAUAUUCAACGAACAGGUGAAGGGUUAUGGAACGCAGAUGAUGAACCACUUGAAAGACUACCAUACGCAGCACGGAGUAUACCACUUCCUCACCUAUGCAGAUGCCUUCGCAACAGGCUACUUUCGAAAGCAGGGUUUCUCGCGGGAAAUUCGCCUUCCUCGCCAAGCUUAUCAGGGCUACAUUAAAGAAUACGAGGGUGCCACCCUCAUGGGCUGUGAGCUCUAUCCAAAUGUGGUAUACAAAGAGUUCUCUGAGGUCAUUAGCCGUCAGCGUGAGAUAAUUUCCCGAAUUAUCGAUCGACGAAAACGUGCUUUAGAAACAGUCUACCCGGGCAUUCCAAAUUCCCAAUUCCGACUAGGUCCCAUACCCCUCUCCUCCAUUCCUGGCCUCAUUGAGGCCGGUUGGAGACCUGAUUCAAUCGAUGAAGGCAGUACUGACAAGACUGCAACUGCAACGGAGGCUGAGACUACGCCCGCUGUUUGCGUAGAUGCUCCUGCAACGACUCCGGAAGAAGCACCGGCAAUGGAGGCAGCAAUGGCUUUGGGGGAGGCUGCUGGUGCCAGCGAGCCUCUGAUCAUUCAGAUAACCCCUCAGUCCCCCUCCAUCGAGGGAGAAGAGAGUGCUCUAACCUCUCAGUUACCUCCACCACCACCACCACCGCCACCACCACCUGUACACGUCAAAUCAUCAAGCUCUCGGCGGACGAGGUUCUCUGCGUCUAACUCCCGUGGUGGCAAUGGUAGUGCUGACGAUGAUACCAUUGCCAGACGCACAAGAGCUAGUUCUGGGUAG